UUUCACGGAAAAUAUUUAUUUGAUGUGUACAAUGUCAGGCGAAACUAAAACAUACAGAUUAAAAUUGGUAACCUGGAAUGUAGGAGAUGAAGAGCCCUUGGCAGACUUUACAGAUCUGUUGGAUCUUAAGACAGACCCAUUGCCUGAUAUUUAUGGCAUAGGAUUACAGGAGGUAGUGUCUGGGGAGUAUGGUGCUUACAAAAGCUCAUGGACAGCACUCUUCAAUGACAUCCUAGCUCCCAAGGGAUUCUGUCUGCUGAAGGCAGUCAAAAUGCAGGGCCUCCUCCUGGUUGUGUACAUCAAAAAGGAAGACCUUCUGUGUGCCACUCAUGUUGAGUCGGAAAUAUCACGGGCGGGGAUGGGGGGCUGGUGGGGAAACAAAGGAGGAGUGAGUAUCCGCUUUGAUCUCAAUGGCGUCAAUGUUAUCAUUGUCAACGCUCACCUAGCAGCUCACAGGCAUAACUCUGCCGAAAGGAUUGAGGAUUUUUUAACUGUUUUGGAUACACAGAAGUUCAGAGAUAAAGAUGUAGAUCAUAUAUUAGAUCAUGACUAUGUAUUCUGGAUUGGAGACCUAAACUUCAGAAUAGACGACUUGACUCAAGAAGAAGUACAGAAUUUAAUUGAGAAGAAAGACUUUGAAACUUUGAGGAAGAAAGAUCAGUUAAUCAAAUGCAGGGAAGAAGGUUUGAUAUUCUGUGAUUUUGAAGAAGGACAGCUAGAUUUCCCUCCCACCUACAAGUUCGAUAAAGGAACAGAUACCUAUGACAGCAGCAUUAAGAGGCGGGUUCCUGCAUGGUGCGAUAGGAUUCUGUGGCAGGUACACGACGAUGCUUUUGAGAAGAUAACAAUCGCAGCAGAGUUAUUGGAAUACAAGUCUCUUCCAUUUUAUGUUCUCAGUGAUCAUAAACCUGUGGUAGCCACAUUUAAAUUAAAGGUUUUUCCUUGCCAGAAAUUUCCAGCUCCUGUGAUUUUUGAUGUGGAGAAAUGUUGGAAAGCAGGUCAGAAUGUAGUUGUCAGAUACAAAAUGAGAAAAAAUUCAGAGCUGAUGUCAUCUAGUAGAGAUUGGAUCGGAUUGUACAAGGAUGAUUUCAAGCACUUGAAUGACUAUGUGACAUAUGUGUGGGCCAGGGAGCUAGCCGAGGGCUGCCCUGAGGGGGUAGAGGUGACCUUCUCUGGGCGCUAUCUCUCAGGGUGCCGGGGAAGUUACAGGGUGGCAUACAUCAGUAACUACAAGGACACACUUCUAGGGCUGAGCGAGGAAUUUCAGAUUGUCUCAUGAUUGACUGCCACAGUAAUGAUCGCCUAGUGACUUAAAGUAUGACACUGCCAAACAGAUCAGGAAAUCCUCAACAAAAUCGUCUAGUUUCCUCUUUAUAGUGUCUUAUUACAUGUAUCGGAUACAUGCUGUAUAUAACAAGAUCUACUGUGGUUUUUAGCUCACCUGAGCUGAAAGCUCAAGUGAGCUAUUCUGAUCACAUUUUGUCUGUCGUCCGUCUGUCUGUCCGUCCGUCUGUCCGUCCGUCCGUCUGUCUGUAAACUUUUCACAUUUUCAACAUCUUCUCAAGAACCACUGGGCCAAUUUCAACCAAACUUGGCACAAAGCAUCCUUAGCCUAAGGGGAUUUAAAGUUGUGAAAAUUAAGGACCACGCCUUUUUGUAAAGGGAGAUAAUAAGGAAUUUAUGAAAAUUUUCGAGAAAUUUUCAAAAAUCUUCUUCUCAUGAACCAUAAAACCAGGAAAGCUGAAACUUGUGUGGAAGCAUCCUCAGGUAGUGUAGAUUCUAAUUUGUGAAAUUAUGACCCCCGGGGGUAGGGUGGGGCCACAAUGGGGGGUCAAAGUUUUACAUAGGAAUAUACAGAGUAAAUCUUUAAAAAUCUUCUUCUCAUGAACCAUAAAACCAGGAAAGCUGAAACUUGUGUGGAAGCAUCCUCAGGUAGUGUAGAUUCUAAUUUGUGAAAUUCAUGACCCCCGGGGGUAGGGUGGGGCCACAAUGGGGGGUCGAAAUUUAACAUAGGAAUAUAUAGAGUAAAUCUUUAAAAAUCUUCUUCUCAUGAACCAUAAAACCAGGAAAGCUGAAACUUGUGUGGAAGCAUCCUCAGGUAGUGUAGAUUCUAAUUUGUGAAAUUCAUGACCCCCGGGUUAGGGUGGGGCCACAAUGGGGGGUCAAAGUUUUACAUAGGAAUAUACAGAGUAAAUUUUUAAAAAUCUUCUUCUCAUGAACCAUAAGACCAGGAAAGCUGAAACUUGUGUGGAAGCAUCCUCAGGUAGUGUAGAUUCUAAUUUGUGAAAUUCAUGACCCCCGGGGUAGGGUGGGGCCACAAUGGGGGGUCGAAAUUUAACAUAGGAAUAUAUAGAGUAAAUCUUUAAAAAUCUUCUUCUCAUGAACCAUAAGACCAGGAAAGCUGAAACUUGUGUGGAAGCAUCAUCAGGUAGUGUAGAUUCAUUGUUGUGAAAUUAUGACCCCCGGGGGUAGGGUGGGGCCACAAUUGGGGGUCGAAAUUUAACAUAGGAAUAAAUAGAGUAAAUCUUUAAAAAUCUCCUUCUCAUGAACCAUAAGACCAGGAAAGCUGAAACUUGUGUGGAAGCAUCCUCAGGUAGUAUAGAUUCAUAGUUGUGAAAAUCAUAACCCCCGAGGGUAGGCUGGGGCCUUAUUAGUUGGUUGAAGUUAUACAUAGGAAUAUAUAGAGUAAAUCUUUAAAAAUCUUUUUCUCAGAAACUAAUUAGCCAGAAAAGCUGAAACUUGACUGGAAGCAUCCUCAGGUGGUGUAGAUACAAAGUUGUGAAAAUCAUGCCCCCCGGGGGUAGGGUGGGGCCACAAUGGGGGGUCGAAGUUUUACAUAGGAAUAUAUAGAGUAAAUCUUUAAAAAUCUUUUUCUCAGAAACUAAUCAGCCAGGAAAGCUGAAACUUGUGUGAAAGCAUCCUCAGGUAGUGUAGAUACAAAGUUGUGAAAAUCAUAAUCCCCGGGGGUAGGGUGGGGCCACAACGGGGAAUCGAAGUUUUACAUAGGAAUAUAUAGAGUAAAUCUUUAAAAAUCUUUUUCUCAAAACUAAUCAGCCAGGAAAGCUGAAACUUGUGUGGAAGCAUCCUCAGGUAGUGUAGAUUCUAAUUUGUGAAAUUCAUGACCCCCGGGGGUAGGGUGGGGCCACAAUGGGGGAUCGAAAUUUAACAUAGGAAUAUAUAGAGUAAAUCUUUAAAAAUCUUCUUCUCAUGAACCAUAAAACCAGGAAAGCUAAAACUUGUGUGGAAGCAUCUUCAGGUAGUGUAGAUUCAUUGUUGAGAAAAUCAUUAUCCCCAGGAGUAGGGUGGGGCCACAAUGGGGUGUCGAAGUUUAACAUAGGAAUAUAUAAAGUAAAUCUUUAAAAAUCUUUUUCUCAGAAACUAAUCAGCCAGGAAAGCUGAAACUUGUGUGGAAGCAUCAUCAGGUAGUGUAGAUUCAUUGUUGUGAAAAUCAUGACCCCCGAGGGUAAGGUGGGGCCACAAUGGAAGGUCGAAGUUUUACGUAGGAAUAUAUAGAGUAAAUCUUUAAAAAUCAUCUUCUUCUCAGAAACUAAUCAGCCAGGUAAACUGAAACUUAUGUGGAAGCGUCCUCAGGUAGUGUAAAUUCAAAGUUGUGAAAAUCAUGAUCCCCGGGGGUAGGGUGGGGCCACAAUGGGGAGUCAAAGUUUAACAAAGGAAUAUAUAUGGUAAAUCUUUAAAAAUCUUCUUCUCAGAAACUAAUCAGCCAGAUGAUUCUUUAUAAUUGUUAAGACUUUGGCCCCAGGACAAUUCUUUGGCCUCACAAGAAGGUUCAGAGUUUGAUGUACGUUUAUAUCCCAUAUAUAAACAAUUGUUAAGGAUCUUUUUGAGAACUGCAAUACUCAACAUAUGAUAUGACUAUAAAAUCAUCCUGUUAGAAAAGGGACUAAUGAUUAUAAACAUAAGAAUAUCCAGGGGAAAAAUGGAUUUUAUUUAUACAGGAUCUACAUGUAUUAUUGUACAUUGUCCAGAUAGUUUGUAUUAUGACUCCAUUAAUCUGAUUUUAUCAUACCUAUUGUUCCUCAGGUGAGCGAUGUGGCCCAUGGGCCUCUUGUUUAUUCAAAAGUUUAAAAAGUUUCAGGAAUAUUUUUAUUGAAACAGCUUAAACUAUCACACAAAACAGACAUCUCCAUAUUAAAAUGAGAUGAAUAAGUAGAUACAUAAAUAGUUAGGUUAGACUGGGUCAAAAUCAAAUACAUGUAUAACACAGAAUUUUGGAUCUUGAAGUGUGGUCAGAAGGAACACAAUUGUUUUAGCCAUGGGAUACUUUGUAUGUGUAUUGUUGAAUCAAGUUAUAACUAGUCAAUAUCCAAGGAGUAUAAAUACACGUAUACUGGCCGAAAUAUAUCGAAAAUAUGUAAUGCAAUUUUGGAUAUGAAAUGAUCCGAGAAGAUUUUGGUUAUGUUCAUCUGAACAAAACACAUUUGAUUACGAUAUUUUAACAUUUACUUAUUAAUUGAAGCGUUGUGGUAAAAGAAUAUGUUUUACAAUUUUCAGGAAGUAACAACAAUGGCCUUAGAUUUUUACUUAUUUUUGUUGUGCAUAUGCAUAAUUUCCAUUGUCAGACCCUUCAAAAGAACAAAAUGUAAACUGAUCAAAAUGAUGCAUAGAGUAUUUCAUUUUGGACAAAACUUGUCCUUCUCUUACUUCAGCUUGUUCAACGGGCUUAGUUGUAUAUGGUGAUAUAUGUGUAUUAUACAAUACAUUAUGAUGUACCUAAACAUGUGUAACUUGUGCUAAAACUUCUGUGAUUAUUUAAUAAAUGUGGUUUACUUUUUAUAGAUAUAUCUAUAUAUUUAUUAAUGUGCGUAUCACUCAACAUUGGGAAUGUAAAUUAACAAUAAAAAAAAUUAUUGUGGUGAAAUUUGAAUAUGUUUGUUCUUGAUACUCAAACUUGCAUUUACUGGUUUAAAGACAAACCCUCUUGUUAAAAAAGGUUUAACCGCAUACGCAUGUAUUAAAUGUAUGUAUUAAUUUUUCAAUGAAGUAGUUUUUAAUUCGUUGUACUCACCCGCUCCAUCUCCAGGUGGAAAUAGGCUGUAUGCCCAAAUUUGGGAUAGGGAAAUAAUAUUUAAAGGGGCAUGGUCACGAUUUUGGUCAAAAAUCACUUUUCCGAUUUUAGUGUUUACAAUGCUUUAGUAAGGCAUUUUUAAUAGGUAACCGAAUUUUGAGUAUCAAUCGCUGAGUUAUCACCGAGAUAAUUAUCUUACAAUUCUUAGAUAUGUAAACAAAGCUUUUGUUUACAUUUAGAAUGUUGUAGUGAAAAAUCCAGUUUAAGACCUCAAAUGAAUGCAUGUGUUAAUCGUUGGGAACUGUUUAUUUAUGCUUAAAAUGAAUAAGAAGAUAAACAAAUCAGCUUGAAAAAGAUUUCAACUGGUAUAUUGAACCCAUGUAAACAAAAACAGGGCACGAGCCUUGUUUACAUGACAACAAGUUGUGAGCCCUAUAUCUUGCGUAUAACGACUGACUCUCGCAUUUUAUUGGAUCAUAAGAAAUGCAUUAUCUAAGCAUUUUAAAUAAUAAAAACCAGAAAAUAAAAGUUGACCAAAAUCGUGACCAUGCUCCUUUAAAAUAUGAAUUAUAUUUUACAAAUUCGCAGUUUAUAAACUCAAGUCGGAGAAGAAUGGAGAAUUUGUCAACGAAACUUAUAAUAUGAAGAAAUCUUGAUGAUUAAAUGAAAAGGAUGUCUGAGAUGAUCGCUACCUCUAAAGCCCAUAUGUUUCUCCAAAAAACAUUUUAAUGGAUAUUUUAAUCUCUUUAAAGGGACUGAGACACGAUUUGAGCUCAAAAUCUUAAAUUUUAUUUUUCCAUUUUUAGUGUUAAAAAUGGUUAAUAUGGGUAUUUUUAAUGCUUUGUCAAAAUUUGAAAGUCAAAUGUUGAGUUAUAAGCAAGAUACAGCGUUUGAAAUUCUUUGUUUUGUAAACAAAGCUCGAGCCUUUUUAAUGUUUAGACAUGUGUUUUAUUGGUACAAGUUCCAAUCAAAUGUUGCUUUUUCUGUUGAUAAUAUUAUUUAUGAACACAUUGAAUCAGUUUACCUUGUUUGCCACGAGUUAUUUUGUCAAAGAACUGGUAAAUCCAUACUUUACAUUAUUUGUAAACAAAUAUAAGACUCGAGCUUUGUUUACAUAACAAUGAUUUCUUACCUCUGUAUCUCUCUUAUAACUAGAAAUCUAACAUUCAAAUUUUGGUUAAUCAUUCAAAAUGCGCAAGUAAACAAUUUUUAUACAUAAAAUGAAAAAUAACAUUUUGAUAUAAAAUUGUGUCAAAGUCCCUUUAACCCUUCAUAUAAAGUAACUAAAGCACUCCCAUUUUACUGAGAGAAUGCUGUUUUAGCCAACGUUGAAGAUUAAUAAUAAAAUUGCAAGAGAAAUGCGAUAGGUUCAAAAUGCAAAUCCGAAAAAAUUAGAAUUAUGUACUAUAGAAAAUAGAACCAUUUUAACAAGGCCUUGGACUGUCCGUAGGACGUAGCUAUCAUUUCUUGCGUCAAAACAUGCUAAAAAUGAUGCUGGAUUCAAGUGAAAUAUGCACCGAUUGCGUAGUCUUAGCUCAAAAGCCAGACAAAUUGUGUUGAUUUCAUUGAGCUUUCACUGAGUGGGCAGCAAUGAAAUAGACAGGCAUACGUCACAUUGCUGUUUGACACAACUACGCAAAGUCCAAACUCCUGUUAUAAAGGUUCUAAAACAAAAAACUUUGAUUUUCUAAAGUUAUUUUUCCAAAAAUUCAACUCCCAUAUAGGUCGAUUUAAUUGUAAUUCACAAUAUAUGAUACAAUAUUGUAAUGUAUGAUAUUAUACAAUAUUGUAUCAAACCAUACAUUUGCAUACAAUAUGUUAAUAUCAUCAAUAAAUAUGAUUUUCAUAUAGUAUGAUAAAGGUGAUCUUAUAAAGGUGAGCUCUGUAAUCUUUCCUUACCUAUGUUUAUCGACUGUCUUAAGGAAGAAAUCUGGCCAUGUAUUUGAAUUAAUAAAAUAUAAACAUACAUAGAAUAUGCGUUCAGUUGUUAAAUGUGCUCGCAAGACUUGAAGGAUGUAUCUACUGUAGGAAAUCAAAACUUUUGCUAAAUAUCAUUUUGGCAGACGAACAGACAGAAAACGACCGAAAAGAACAGACAGGACAAAAACAAACUUCAUUCAUUCUGGGUUUUAAAAAUAUUACUAUUUACUAAAAAAUUUAAAUUUUGGUGUAUGGUAUGAUGAAAAAAAUCAACUAUAUAACCGACUUAGCCUAAAUUCUACACUUAAAAGCUAUUCGCGGGAUAGGUAUUUGGUAAAUUUUAUGAAAUUAAUCAUCAGCUAGCACAGAGUUUGGAAGAGAUAACUCGGACUCGGGAUGGUUUAAAGAAAAGUGAGAUAAUGUAGUGGGUAUCGGCCUGGAACACCCCUCUUUGCUGUGAAAUGUUAGUUUACCUGAGUGGAGUAUAUACGAGACAUAUUUUGUUCAUUUUAACAAAAUAUUUUUAUUACAUAUAAAUAUAUACUAUAUCUCACCUAAUACAUAUUGUCAUAUAAUGUGCAAAUCUGAUAAGCAAAGUAGAAAUCACGCGUUUCAAAUUGUUCGACAAUCAAUCAUAAUUGGUUUAUAAUUUUGGUCACUGUAUUUUAUCAGUCUGACUUGUUUUCAGAGUCAGAAAUGACUUUAUGAUGGAGUACAAAAAGAUAAUUAAUAUUUACAGUCAUUCACUCGCCUCACAGAAGCACUAAUGCACACACAGUGUAAACAUGUUACAGUCAAACAUUGGAUAUAAACUGUUAUG
Molecule: messenger RNA, 7766 nt
Organism: Magallana angulata
Lineage: Eukaryota; Metazoa; Mollusca; Bivalvia; Ostreida; Ostreidae
Product: inositol polyphosphate 5-phosphatase K-like
Exons: 12
Coding region: 23-1279 (418 amino acids)
Biological process (GO): phosphatidylinositol dephosphorylation
Cellular component (GO): plasma membrane; cytoplasm; ruffle
Molecular function (GO): phosphatidylinositol-4,5-bisphosphate 5-phosphatase activity
Source: RefSeq, a predicted model, not a curated record